AUGUCUCAAUUCGGUGGCGGAAAACCGCCCAAUCAAUGGCAUCGUCCAACUGCUCCAGGAGGUGCUCCACAGCUCUCCGGCUUCCCGGCAGUCAACUUCGGUGGUGUUCCAAUGGUCGGAAUGGGCGUUCCGAUGGGAAUGGUCAAUCAGGCGGCGUUCUCCUCGCCAAAUGUGCUCGGAAUGCAAGGAAUCAUGGGCGCAGUCCCACAACAGUCUCUGACUCAACAACAACCGAGCUUCCAACAACAAAACGGUCUUCAGCAAGGGGGUAACAUGCAACAGAACGCGGGCGCCAAAAAUCAACGGACUUUCGUCGGUGUCGUCACUAAAAUGCUUGAUACUUAUGGAUUCGUCGAUGAUGACGUCUUUUUCCAACAUAGCGUAAUCCGCGGCUCCCAUCCACGUGUCGGCGACAAAGUGAUGGUAGAGGCCAACUACAACCCAUCGAUGCCGUUCAAAUGGAACGCCUACAGAAUCCAACUUCUCAACGCGGCCACCCAACAAGAGCCAGUGCGCCAAGCUCCUCCACAACAGCAACAACAACAACAGAUUCCUCAGCAACGUGGCGGUCAAGAAUCCCAGCGUUGGGGAUCGAACGAUCGAGGAGAUCGUAACGGUGGUGGCCGUGGAAACGAGUCACCACUCCAUCGUUCCGCUCCACAACGUCGUCACUCUCCACCAGCUCGACGUGCUUCUCCACCAAGGCGUAGCAGUCCAAAACGUGAUACCCGUCCUUCUCGUGAACCCAGAGAGGCGAGAGAACCCAGAAGAUCUCCACCACCGAGACGUGCUGUCUCCCCUAGAAGAGCCUCUUCUCCAGCUACUGCUCCAGUCAAAAACGACAGAAAACGAGAGAGAAGUCCCAGUGGAAGUGUCGCUCCGUCGAUUCGUCGUGAUAGUGCGAGUCCGCCAAGAAGACGUGCCAGAAUCAUUCCUCGCUACGAAUGUCGUGUCCAACGACCGGCUCUCCUAUCUCAAAUCGUGUCUGGAUCGGUUCUCCGUCACAGAUAUUCCAAGAUGUAUCUCCCAUCGGAUUACGUGGAUCUCACUUUCGAUUGGGUAUCCACAAUCCAGUUGGAUAUGUCAUUAGACAUGAAUAAUCCGAUUCAAUUCCACGUCUUCAACAAAGACGUCGACUAUAUCGGAGAGCCACUUCCAGAGCUCGAACCAGAAGACUCUGAUCAUCGUCACCAGGUGAAAGUGUUGCUUUUGUCGCACGCUGGAAAAUCGGAAGUCGUCAAGAAGUCGUUCUGUUUGAUGGCUGAUGGCACUACAGAUGAUCAUCAGGAGCCGCAGAGUCUCUUGAAGAAUCUUCACUUUUUAACUGGCGCUCGCGGAAAAGAGACUAUGGGAAUCGGCGGAGCCUGGUCUCCAUCGCUCGACGGUGCCGAUCCGAGCUCUCCGACCACAAUGAUCCGUACGGCGGUCCGUACGACUCGUGCUCUCACCGGAAUCGAUUUGUCGUCGGUUUCUCAGUGGUUCUCAAUGGUCACAAUUCGCUACUACCGUGCCGAUAAGCAGCGCAUAGAUCACGUCAACUUCUUGCUCCCCGACACUCAAUCAUUGGCUCUAGAUGAUGCGCAAUGGACGGCCGCCGAAGCUGGAAUUGGCGAACAACUCAAGGCCAAAUUGGCUGAAAUCGACGCGUUGAAGAUUGAGGAGGAGGAGCCGCCGGUCGUCGUGGAGAUGGCGGAGCCAGAAGUUCAGGAAACAACACCUUCAGAUGUCGUCGUCGUCCCGGCUACAGAAUCGGCUUGCGAAGAGCCAAAAGAAGCGUCGUCUGAGACGAAGGAAGAGACGAAGGAAGUCAAGGAAAGUAUCGUGGAGAACGAUGCUGACGUCAGUAUGAACAGCGAAUCGGAUGACAAGACGCCGCAGCACGUCGUCGACGCUGGACAAGGCCCGACGAAUUGGAGUAAACUUGAUCCGAAAUCGAUGAAAGUCGCGGAACUUCGUGUCGAGUUGGAGCUUCGUGGACUGGAGACGAAGGGGAUUAAGACGCUCCUCGUGCAACGCCUUCAGACGGCUCUUGAUAAUGAGAAGUCGACGGAGGCGGCGGCGGCGAAAGAUGUCGAGAUGAAGGAUGUGUCGGAUGCGGCGGUGAAGCAGGAGACAGCUGGAGAAGAGAAUCCGGCCGCAUUCAUAGCGCCACCAAUAGAGGAAACCAAGGCGAAGACCGAAGCAGAGGCGAAGAAAGAGCAAGAAGAGGCUGAUAAGCGAAAGAAAAAGGAGGAGGCGUUGGAAAAGGAGAAACGAGAGAAGCGAGAGGCGCUCGAGAAGCAUUAUCAGCUGCCGAAAGACAAGAAAAUCUUGGUUUUCCCGUCGAAAAGCUACAAAUCUGGAAAGUUUGAUUGUAAAGUGAUGAGUCUCAGCUCGCUUUUGGACUAUCGUCACGAUGAUAACAAGGAGAAUCAGUUCGAGGUUUCACUCUUCGCUGAGGCUUUCAAGGAGAUGAUUGAGAGAAAUUCGGCGUUUACUAUCUACGAGACACUAGUGAAUUGUGGAGAUCGUGAUGCUGAAAAGAAGCGGCGUGAUGAGGCGAGAGAGAAGCCGGUUGAAGUGGCGACUGAAACUGAGAAACCAGCGGAUGGAGGAGGAGCUGAGGAGAAGUCUUCCGAGAAGAAAGAAGAGAAAAAAGAAGAAGAGAAAAAGGAGGAAAAGAAGGAGAAGGUUGAGAGAAUAGAGGUGAAAUCAGUUGUCGCCAAUCGAACUGUCUACGAAGCGUUCUCACUUUUCGACGCGAAUCUUUGUGGUUAUUUGACUGAACGAGAUAUCGAGGAGAUCCUCUACAAUGGAGAAUUCGGAAUAUCGCGAGGUCAAAUUCAGAAGCUCGCGAAGAAGUUGUCAGUUCGAGACAAGAUCAACUAUCGUCAUCUGACUGAUGUGCUUACCGAUAUGGACGGAAACGUUCGUCACACACCGGGCGGCGCUGAUGACGUUGUGGAGACUGACGAUUUGAUUAAAGGAUUCGGGAUGAAGUUGGCGAAGAGUUCGGAGGAUCAGACGACUCAGAAGACGUCGUCGGAGGUUUCAUCAGAUGGUGUUGUGAUUAUUAAUGGAAGUGCAGUGAAUGUGGGGCAGAAAUUGAAGUUGUUGAAGCAAGUGGAGAAGGAGAGAGAUGAGGCGAAAGCGACGGUUAAUGAGCAGAUCUCGUUGAUUGAACAACUGCGUGAGGCGAAGGCGGAUAUUGAGAAGAAGAAGAAGGAUAUCGACUCGCACUAUCACAAAUCGAACAAGAAAUUGAACGAGACGAGUGCUCAGCUUAAAACUGUUCAAGACGAUAACUCGUCGUUGAAACAAGCGCUUCAAGACUGCAAACGGCAUGCGGAUCGCAUUUUUUCGGUGGUUGAGAAGGCUAUGCCGGCGCCGAAGAAGGAGAAGAAGGAAGAAAAGGAGAAAUCCGCUGAGAAAAAGGACGAGAAGCCAACGGAGAAAUCUGCCGAGAAGUCGACAUCAGAAGACGCCCAAGACGCGCCAGCUGCCACCGUCACCGCUUCGGAUUCCACGACAACCGAGCCAAUCGCCGUUGAUGAGCAGCCUUCUGAGGAGAAAGUUACGGAGGAGAAGAAGGAAUAA
Molecule: messenger RNA, 3576 nt
Organism: Caenorhabditis remanei
Lineage: Eukaryota; Metazoa; Nematoda; Chromadorea; Rhabditida; Rhabditidae
Exons: 9
Coding region: 1-3576 (1191 amino acids)
Biological process (GO): regulation of DNA-templated transcription
Cellular component (GO): nucleus
Source: RefSeq, a predicted model, not a curated record